AUGUUCGCGCUGCGAUCUCUCCUGCUUCUGCUGCUGCCUCUGUGUCCCGGUCCUGGACCAGGACCUGGGAGCGAGGCAAAGGUCACCAGGAGUUGUGCAGAGACCCGGCAGGUGCUGGGGGCACGGGGAUAUAGCUUAAACCUAAUCCCUCCCGCCCUAAUUUCAGGUGAGCACCUGCAGAUCUGCCCCCAGGAAUACACCUGCUGUUCCAGUGAGACAGAGCAGAAGCUUAUCAGAGAAACUGAAGCCACCUUCCGAGGUCUGGUGGAGGACAGUGGCUCCUUUCUGGUUCACACGCUGGCUGCCCGGCACAGAAAGUUUAAUGAGUUUUUUCGGGAGAUGCUGUCCAUAUCCCAGCAUUCCUUGGUCCAGCUCUUCACGCACUCCUAUGGCCGCCUGUAUUCCCAGCACGCCCUCAUCUUCAAUGGUCUGUUUUCUCGCCUGCGGGACUACUAUGAGAAGUCUGGUGAGGGGUUAGAUGACACCUUGGCAGAUUUCUGGGCACAGCUCCUGGAGAGAGCCUUCCCCCUGCUGCACCCACAAUACAGCUUCCCCCCUGACUUCCUGCUCUGCCUCACGCGCCUCACUUCAACUACUGAUGGGUCUCUGCAGCCCUUCGGGGACUCACCCCGUCGCCUCCGCCUGCAGAUAACCCGGGCCCUGGUGGCUGCCCGGGCCUUUGUCCAGGGCCUGGAGACUGGAAAAAAUGUGGUCAGUGAAGCACUUAAGGUGUCCGUAUCUGAAGGCUGCAGGCAGGCUCUGAUGCGUCUGACUGGCUGCCCCCUUUGCCGGGGAGUCCCCUCACUUAUGCCCUGCAGGGGCUUCUGCCUCAAUGUGGCCCAGGGCUGUCUCAGCAGCAGGGGACUGGAACCUGACUGGGGCAGCUAUCUGGAUGGUCUCCUGCUGCUAGCUGAAAAGCUCCAGGGGCCCUUUUCCUUUGAGCUGGCUGCUGAGUCCAUUGGGGUGAGAAUCUCAGAGGGUUUGAUGCACCUGCAGGAAAACAGUGUGAAGGUGGCAGCCAAGGUGUUUCAGGAAUGCGGGACCCCCCACCCAGUGCCUGCUCGCCACCGCCGAGCACCAGCACCCUGGGAAGAAGCGAGCCGGCCAUGGAGGGCGUCGGCCGAGGAGGAGCGCCCCACGACGGCGGCGGGCACCAACCUGCACCGGCUCGUGUUGGAGCUCCGCGAGCGGCUGGGCCGGGUGCGGGGCUUCUGGGCUGGGCUGCCCUUGACCGUGUGCGAGGACACUCGCAUGGCUGCGGACAUCUCGCAGGAGGCGGCACCCUGCUGGACCGGACUUGGGCGAGGCCGGUAUCUGAAGCCCGUGGUCGGGAGCUCCCCGACCGAGCAGCUCCACAACCCGGAGCUGGAAGGGGACACUUCGGGCCCCGAUGUCCCGACGCGGCGGCGCCGGUUGCAUCUCCGGGCGGCCACAGCCAGGAUGAGGGCGGCCGCGCUCGGACAGGACCUGGACAUGCGCGACGCAGAUGAAGAUGCCAGUGGCUCAGGAGGGGGACAGCAGUAUGCAGAUGACUGGAAGGCUGGGACAGCACCUGUGCCCCCCCCAGCCCGACUUCCAAGACCUCCUCGUCCUCCUCGGAGGGACGGUCCUGGGGGCAAAGGAGGAGGUGGCAGUGCCCGCUACAACCAGGGCAGGAGCAGGAGUCAGGGGACGUCUAUUGGCCUCCAGACUCCACCCAUUCUUACUUUCUUCCCCUUAGCCCUGGUCGUGCUUGGACCUCGAUAA
Molecule: messenger RNA, 1746 nt
Organism: Castor canadensis (American beaver)
Lineage: Eukaryota; Metazoa; Chordata; Mammalia; Rodentia; Castoridae
Gene: Gpc2
Product: glypican 2
Biological process (GO): cell migration; smoothened signaling pathway; regulation of protein localization to membrane
Cellular component (GO): synapse; plasma membrane; cell surface
Source: RefSeq, a predicted model, not a curated record